CGGCGGCGCGGGGGCGGGGCGGUGACGCGAUGCAAAUGAGGGGGCGUGUCCUGGGCGGCCCCGCCCCCCGCCCGCCGGGGCUGCGGGGCUCGUGUUCGGCGGCGGGGACAGUCAAAGUGGCUCCCAUAGGGAGAGACGGCGAGUCCGCCCGGCGCUGCGGGAGAGGGAGGGGGCACGGGCAGCCCCAGGGUCUCCCUCCGGCCGUCCGUCCUCGCCGCCGCCGCGGGUGCGCCCCUCUCGCUCCCUUCCCGGCGUGCGCCCGGCUCCGGCAACUCGCUUCCUGCGCGGCUGGAGGAGGGAGGAGAGAGGAGAGGAGCGGAGAGCGCUUCGGCUGGGAGAGGAGAGAAGAAAGAGGGAGAAAAGAAAGAAAGAAAAGAGAGAGGGGAGAAGGGGGGGGACUUGCCUCUCUUGUCACUGGAAAAUGACACUUGAUGUAGCAGAGCCUGCCGCAGCUCCCGUUCGUCCUAUUGUUUCUUAAACUGCCAUCUGAGAUUUUUUUUUUUUUUUUUUUUUGCCUGCUGCCAUCCGAGGGGUGUCUUCAUACAAAAGGGACUUCAAGUACUCCUCCGGCUUGCGAGCGCUGCAACCAGCCCCCAGCACCCCGCCAGCCCCUCCAAGCACCCAAACAAACUGCACACGCAGCAAACAGCAGCAACAAAACCGGGCUCUGAUUGCCUCUGGAUUUUUUUUUUUUUAAUGUGCGUGCCUGUGUUUGCUUUCUCCGACUUGCUUUGAUUCCAGCGAUCAGCUGCAGAGAAAGAGAAAAAAAAAGAGAGAAAGAAAGAAAAAAACCCACAUAUAACAAUCCGACUGGCGAUUUUAUCACUUUUUAAAAAUUUUGAAUAAAGAAGGAAGAUUUGCGCUGUUGUUUCUGAUUCAUGUUUGGGAUUCAGGAAAGCAUCCAGCGGAGUGGGAGCAGCAUGAAGGAAGAGCCCCUCGGCGCGGGGAUGAACGCGGUGCGGACGUGGAUGCAGGGAGCCGGCGUCCUGGACGCCAGCACGGCCGCUCAGAGCGGAGUGGGUCUGGCCCGGGCUCACUUCGAGAAGCAGCCGCCCUCCAACCUGAGGAAGUCCAACUUUUUCCACUUCGUCCUGGCUCUGUACGACCGGCAGGGGCAGCCCGUGGAGAUCGAGCGCACCGCCUUCGUGGGCUUCGUGGAGAAGGAGAAGGAAGCCAACAGCGAAAAGACCAACAACGGGAUCCACUACCGCCUGCAGCUGCUCUACAGCAAUGGGAUCAGGACGGAGCAGGAUUUCUACGUGCGGCUCAUCGACUCCAUGACCAAGCAGGCGAUAGUAUAUGAAGGUCAAGACAAGAACCCAGAAAUGUGCCGAGUUCUGCUCACGCAUGAAAUAAUGUGCAGCCGCUGUUGUGACAAGAAAAGCUGUGGCAACAGAAAUGAGACUCCAUCAGAUCCAGUGAUAAUUGACAGGUUCUUCUUGAAAUUUUUCCUCAAAUGUAACCAAAAUUGCCUAAAAAAUGCAGGAAACCCUCGAGACAUGCGUCGAUUCCAGGUCGUGGUGUCUACAACAGUCAACGUUGAUGGCCAUGUGUUGGCAGUGUCAGACAAUAUGUUUGUGCACAACAAUUCCAAGCACGGGCGGAGAGCUCGAAGACUCGAUCCCUCGGAAGGUACGCCUUCUUAUCUGGAACAUGCAGCUACACCAUGUAUCAAAGCCAUCAGUCCAAGUGAAGGAUGGACUACGGGAGGUGCCACUGUCAUCAUCAUAGGAGACAAUUUCUUUGAUGGGUUACAGGUCAUAUUCGGCACCAUGCUGGUUUGGAGUGAGCUGAUUACUCCACAUGCCAUCCGUGUACAGACGCCUCCCCGACAUAUCCCAGGGGUCGUAGAAGUCACAUUGUCCUACAAGUCCAAGCAGUUUUGCAAGGGAACUCCUGGAAGAUUCAUUUACACAGCCCUGAACGAGCCCACCAUUGACUACGGUUUCCAGAGGUUACAGAAGGUGAUCCCCCGGCACCCCGGCGACCCCGAGCGCUUGCCAAAGGAAGUAAUACUUAAGAGGGCUGCUGAUUUAGUAGAAGCACUCUAUGGUAUGCCACAUAAUAACCAGGAGAUAAUCCUGAAGAGAGCCGCAGACAUCGCCGAAGCGCUCUACAGCGUCCCCCGCAACCACAACCAGCUCCCCGCCCUCGCCAACACCUCCGUGCACGCCGGGAUGAUGGGCGUGAACUCCUUCAGCGGCCAGCUCGCCGUCAAUGUCUCCGAAGCCUCCCAAGCCACCAACCAGGGUUUCACCCGCAAUUCCAGCAGCGUGUCACCCCACGGCUACGUGCCAAGCACCACCCCACAGCAGACAAACUACAACUCUGUCACAACGAGCAUGAACGGCUACGGCAAUGCUGGAAUGUCAAAUUUAGGCGGUUCUCCAACCUUCCUGAACGGAUCUGCUGCCAAUUCUCCCUAUGCCAUUGUGCCAUCGAGUCCGACGAUGGCCUCCUCCACUAGCCUCCCCUCCAACUGUAGCAGCUCCUCCGGGAUCUUCUCCUUCUCCCCAGCCAACAUGGUCUCGGCGGUGAAGCAGAAGAGCGCCUUCGCGCCCGUCGUCAGGCCCCAGACCUCGCCCCCUCCCACCUGCACCAGCACCAACGGCAACAGCCUGCAAGACCAGUCUUUUGUGGACUCUAGCAAGUACUCCACUGCAGGGUCUCUCCAGGGGCUGGCCUUCUCCUGAAGUACGUCACUCAAUCUUCCCUUCCUUUUUGUCCUUUGUCAUCGUACACUUGUGCAGAAAUCCUACUGAGAGCAAACAGAGCGUUACAGAGCUUGGCACAAACCUUCCCUUUCAUAAACAGGAGAUGCAUUACAAACUAACAGCAGCGUUUUCCACUUUAACUCACACCAGGGCAAACAUUAGUUUCCACUGAUUAAUGUACUCCCGUGCCAAUUAAUUCCACCAAUGGCUCAGGGCCCUUUGGAAAGCCUAUUGAGCUGUUGGUGUCGAGGGGCUGCUCCUUUUCUGCAUCCCUUCCCCUCUCAUUACGAGUACUCCAGCAUUAAAAAUCCACCUAAAUCCAUUGGAAGGGUUGGUGCAGGCGAGGCAGUGACAGACAAAAGCUUGUCAAGCUGAGGGUGCUGCAAAGCCCAGCGCUGCCCAUCUCAUUGUUUGGCUGAGUCUGUUUUACAGUGCCUGAACCUCCCCGUGUGAUUCCCUCACUGCACAUCUCUGUGCUGAGAGAGGCAUUUUCAUGCUUGCUCAGAUCCAGGGGUUUCCUCAAGCCAGCUGCCUCCAGCUGCCAGAGGUGGGAAAUAUUCCAUGGGGUGCAUUGUGCUUCCUCCAGACCUGAGAUUUGUUCCCUUUCCAUGAGCCUGUGCAAAUUAUCCAAAAGGCAUCGAGUGGGGAAUAAAAUCCACCCUUUUUAAAGCCAGGUUCAGAAGGAGGUGUGCAGAGCAGGAUGUUGCACAAACUCCACAUGUCACUCAGCCUCUGGAAAGAGGAACACUGGGCUGGAAGACAAAAUGCUGAUAGCACCAUUAGUGGCCAAAAAAAAUCUAUAUACAAGCAGAAUGGAAGGAGUUCAUUCAUAAAAACUUGGAUCUAUUGUGCCUGAAGGAAAGUGGUGUCCUCAGUGCAUGUCACACUGGUGAACUGGGAGGAGGAAUCCUUCAAGGUGCACACACACACAGAAAAACUGUGCAGAAACUGUAAAUAACUAAUAAGCACUGGGUACCUUCAUUCAGGACUUUGUUAGAAAUACAAACUGCAUCAGGAAUAAGAUAAAACGAAAUUUUCAGGUGAACCCCACAGCAUUUAGGAGAUUUGGUUUUGAACAUUUAAAAGAAUUGGCAGUGCUGACAUGCUUCAAGUUUUAAAAGCAGCAGCUAACUAUAUUUCUCAUCUGAAAUUAAAAAAAAGCUUUUGAACACGUUAAGGUUUUUUCUCUCUCUUCACCUUGUCCCAUCUUGUUGUGGAUGGAGAGAAAAACGAGUAACAGGAGAAAGCUUUUUCAGCUUUCCCAAGACACAGAAUUCUCAGGUUCCAUGUUCUGAGUUAUGAAAAGCAAUUCUGGAAUGAGCCGAGAGCAGUGGGCACAACUGGAGCUGUCUGAUUGCCUCCUCACCGUGUCACCUCCACACCUGCCAUGCCCAGAAACCACACAGAUAUGAGAGCUCCCCUAAUUUUUGUUUAGCAAUUCAGCUUCCAUAAUAGGAAUGAGCCACCAAGAGAUGGUUCAUUUCUAGGUCAUCACUGAACUUCUUGGCGAGUUAAAGACACACAGCCUUUGGUCCUGUGCCUCCUGACACCACCUGAGGCUUGUAAUAAUCACUCAGAGAUGCACUGCCUGUUGUGCCUUAAUGCUUAAAUAAACAACCAUGUAUAAGGAGGCUGUCUUAUCUCUCUUGGGCUUCUGGAUACAUCAGAAAGCAAUCAAGCUUUCCUUAUGUAGCUCAGAUAUCAGCAGAACUCACUAAAACAGCAGCCAGGCUUAUCUGUUGUUCUCUUUGCCAUGCAAUUUUGUAAAACCCCAAAUACAUUAUUUCUGUAAUUUGCUGGCAGCAAAUACAAAUUAGUAUAUGAUAGAAGAAAUAAAGGCCAUUGGUGGGAGCUUUUCUAUUCUCUGCCCUCCCUUUUUGGAGGUGUGUGAUCUCAUACCUACACUGUUUCCCACUGAUAUCUCUGUUUUCAGGAUCAAUAACAGGCUACAGCUGGGAGAAUUUGCAUGACUAGAUGUAGCACUUAUGGAAUAAAAGUGGAGUGAUCUAAAUGAAGUCUUGGAAAGAAUGGAAAUAUCAAAGCUUUUAGGCAGAAAAGAUAUCAUUUGCCUUGUAAUUUAAUUCAGAAUUUCAGGGCUCUUCAAAAACAAAAAUACUUUGAAAAAAGGAGCUAAGAUCUGCCUCUGUGCCAUUUGUUUCCAACAGCAAAAGGCACGAGGCUGAUCUGUAACCACAGGGAAAUGUCUAAACCAUGAAGGGAGGAAUUGCAAAUAUCUCACCUUUUCUGGGCUCCUACCCAGGGUCGACAGCUGUCCUGUCCCAAGAGACACAAUUCCUUACCAAUUAUUGGUGAAAUUGAUUUGCUUCUGAUCAAUCUCUCAGACUGAGUGUUGGAAUAGCAUAUUGAGAUUUUCUGAAGAAAAGACGCUUUUUCUAAAGGAAAGAAACACCUUGUCCUAAAGUGUCCUCUCUGCUUCUCACCCAAGUGUCUUCCUGUAGGACUUAAAUCAACUUUAACUCACCUUUCUGUCCCUUUUAUCCUCACUCUCAGCUCCUUGAGGAACCCUUUGUGGGGUGACACAAUCAGUGAUUCCACACAAAAAAUCCCGAUGAUUGAAAUGCUGUUGCAGUGUGCCACCUCUGAGGGUGGCCUGUUGCAAACAUGUUGGAUGUGUUUUGCAUUCUCUCCUUCUCCCCUCAUUUUGUUUCAUUUAAUCAGUGCAGUUUACUCGAGCUGUUCUCCCCUUGCUGAUUAGACUUGUAAUUCUUGCACAUAUGGUGGUGUUUGUGGAGAAAACAUUUCCCUCCUCUCCCCCUCCAACCCCAAAUCUGUGAGUCUUUUACUUUGGCUCUGUUCUUAUCAAAUAAUUGCAGCUGUAAUUAAAGCACAAUGAAUCAGCACCAGUCACGGGGUUGAGCCCUUCCUUAAGAAAUUACACGUCCAGAUGUCUGGAAUGGCAGGCAGCAUUUAAAUCAUGUGCCCAGGAAGCACCACCAGCCUGAGGCAAAUCCCAUUUCUACCUUUUGGCAAAGGACUGUACAAGUGGCAUUUUAGAGACGUUGUUUUUACAGUUUCCAUCACAAACUUCCAUGAGUGCCCCCUGUAGUGAUGUGCCUGCUCACGGUGUGUCACUGGGACACUCGGGAUGUCUGAUGUGAGCCCCCUGUAAACAGAGAUGGAGCUGGAGGUCAACUCCUGUGCAAAACUGUCCCUGCUGACUUUUCAUAAGGGUCUGUCCGCUAAGAGAGGCAGUGGUUUCAUAGAAAAUGAGGUAAAAACAUAAUAAAGAAAUGCUGAUGAUUCAACUUAGCCAGCAAAAGAGAAAACAUCCAUAAUUAACAUUCACCUCUGCCUCACUUGGUGCAGUUGGUGGUGUCUGCUACAAGUGGGAUAAGAACGAUGCUGGCCUGCUAACCCAGGAGUUAAGCACAUAUUUCAGUUUCAAAAUCGGGUUUGAGAGUUUCAGUCCUUUUCUGAGCACCUGGAAAUGCCCACACGAGUCCCAGGGCUGCCCACUGACCUUUGGAGGACUGGCACAGGGACAUGACCCAUGCCAGAGUGUCCCUGAAGGGACACGGGGCAGUGCCAGGCCUGGGGGACUCCAGCUGUUCUCCCAAAUUUGGUGCAAAUACCUGCUCUGCUUUAAAAAGAGUCACAGAACGUGUGGCAAUGGCUGGGUCAGGUCAAAGCUUCCUCAGCAUUUGGGGAUUUUGAAACUAAAAGCAGAAAAAUGAGUUGGGGUCUGUUACUGAUACUGAGGAAGGACACAUUUCCACAAGAAAAUCAGUAAUUUCAGCAAAGUCACUUGCAGUUUGAAUCAUUCUCCAGUCAGAAACUUCUCAUGAUUGUUGUAUACAUAGUUGUCUCUUAUGAGUGAUAUAUAUAAAUUUAACUCAAAGUACAUCUGACUACAUUGCUAGUAAAUGUUUAAAGCUCUGAGGAUUUAAAAGUUGCUAAAUAAUGCAGAAAAUUAACUUUUUCCCUCUCUCUCUCUCUCUCUCCCCCCACUCCUUUCC
Prinia subflava (tawny-flanked prinia) is the source of this 6691-nucleotide messenger RNA. RefSeq names its product EBF transcription factor 1 (gene EBF1). The record is from RefSeq and is a predicted model, not a curated record. The coding region runs from base 879 to 2693 and encodes 604 amino acids. The transcript is spliced from 16 exons. Gene Ontology annotation, biological process: regulation of transcription by RNA polymerase II. NCBI's taxonomy places the organism in Eukaryota, Metazoa, Chordata, Aves, Passeriformes, Cisticolidae. Gene Ontology annotation, molecular function: RNA polymerase II cis-regulatory region sequence-specific DNA binding; DNA-binding transcription factor activity, RNA polymerase II-specific.